ACUAGGUUCAGCGAGGUGCCGAUCGAUAUCUCUGCAGGUUUGUUCUGAUCUCGGCGGGUUGGAUUUGGGGAUUAUUUCUAGGGUUUGCAGACGAUGUUUACCACGGGAACCAGAGCGGUUCCCCAUGCCGUUCCUUUCGUGAGGUUGCUGGAUCGAAGCGCAGCAUUCUCCUCAUGCUCCAAACUGUUCGUUGGAGGUCUGUCCUAUGACACCAACGAAAUCGCUCUGAAGGAUGCAUUCUCCCAGCAUGGUGAUGUUGUCCAAGUGAAAGUUAUCUGCCAUCCGUUGACGGGGAGAUCCAAAGGAUACGGGUUCGUCAAGUUCUCUUCAGAGGUUGAAGCAGCUGCAGCAUUGGAGAAGAUGAGCCACGAGGUGCUUGAUGGAAGGAACAUACGGCUGCACUAUGCAAACCACGGAUGAUCUGCUGCUGGUGAUGAUAACAUGAGUAAGUUCUCCUAUGCAGGUACAAGCUGCCAAUCAGAGAUGCUGAUGAAGAAGAUGAUGAUGCUAGAGAUUUGGUUGGCAAGUGUGCUGAUAUGGCUAUGCAGUCAUAAGGGUUUACUGAAGCAUGUACCGAUUGAGAGAUCAAAUCUUAUUGGGAAACAUUAUGCCGUGGACUCCACUGUAUCAUUUUGCUGAGAUGACAUUUUACUUAAGUUGUAUAAAAUCUUAUCAAGUAUGCCGAAUCAUCCUGCUUGCUGACUGCAAUUGCAGCCCAUUAUUCUUGUCAAAUUCGUGCAA
Molecule: messenger RNA, 741 nt
Organism: Lolium perenne
Lineage: Eukaryota; Viridiplantae; Streptophyta; Magnoliopsida; Poales; Poaceae
Product: glycine-rich RNA-binding protein 2, mitochondrial-like
Molecular function (GO): RNA binding
Source: RefSeq, a predicted model, not a curated record